Molecule: messenger RNA, 1286 nt
Organism: Spizellomyces punctatus DAOM BR117
Lineage: Eukaryota; Fungi; Chytridiomycota; Chytridiomycetes; Spizellomycetales; Spizellomycetaceae
Exons: 11
Coding region: 115-1173 (352 amino acids)
Cellular component (GO): mitochondrion
Molecular function (GO): zinc ion binding; oxidoreductase activity
Source: RefSeq, a predicted model, not a curated record
CUUUGCGGGCCGUCCAAAUACCCGACGCGCUUGAGGGUCUUUCUGGGGGGGCAUUUCCAUUUGGACAUUCCAUUGCUGCUUUUUGCUACGAACGCCUCAUAGAACUUGACAACGAUGGCAUCUUCAGCUCUUCCCGAGACCUUUCGCAAAUAUGUUGUUCACCAAUUGAGCACCGACUUUGUGAAGGCUACAAAGUUGGAGGUGGUCAAGACCGCCGACGCCCUCGCGACUCUUGGACCACACGACGUGGCCAUUCGUCACCGUUACUGGGCCAUCAAUGCCUCAGAUAUCAAUUAUACCGCUGGUCGUUACGAUCCCACCAAAAAGCCUCCAUUUGACACUGGAUUCGAAGCCGUGGGAGAGGUGGUUGCAGUGGGAUCAGCUGUCAAGAGGCUCCGCGUGGGGCAGGCCGCCGCCGUCAUGACCUACGGUGCGUUUACGGAACUUCAAAUUAUUGAUGAGCGAGCGGUUAUCCCUGUGCCCGCUGUACGCUCCGAAGUUCUUCCUCUCCUUGUGUCCGGAUUGACCUCCUACCUGGCACUUAAGGAAUGUGGACACAUGACAAGCGGCGAAACUGUACUGGUAACGGCUGCUGCUGGUGGUGCAGGUCAAAUUGCCGUGCAACUUGCAAAGCAAGCGGGCAACCACGUAAUAGGGACGUGCUCCAGUGACGAGAAAGCUGCUGUGCUCAAGAAAUUGGGAUGCGAUCGAGUGAUCAACUAUAAAACUGAGAAUGUGAAGAAGGUCCUCAAGAGCGAGUAUCCGAAAGGCAUUGACAUCAUCUUUGAGUCUGUCGGCGGAAAAAUGCUUCAGGAUUGUGUGAGCUGCUUGGCAGUGAAAGGUCGUUUGAUCAUCAUCGGCGCCAUUUCGAAUUACAAUGAUGAUGGAGCGAAGGCUACUGGAUUUGGCUCCGACGCCGUUUCCACUGUUGCAUUGCUGAAUCGUUCUGCCACGGUUACCGGUUUCUUCCUGCCUCAAUACGCCCAGGGGUAUGCCAGUGCAUUGAAAGAUAUGUUUGACAUGGUGGCUAAGGGCAAACUUCAGGCAUUGGUCGAGAUGUCAGACUUUGAGGGUUUGACGUCCAUUCCACGCGCCAUUGCCUACCUUCAUGAGGGCAAAAAUAUCGGGAAAGUGGUCGUUCCAUUCCAAGCUAAACGUAACUCAAAGCUGUAAAUAUCAAUGUAGACGCCUUUUAGGUCUCGUCUAGCAUAGUCCUAUAGGAGAUAGCUUGUACUCACAGAAACGUGUGGGUCGUGUCGCUGCGUGAAUACUCGUCAAAAGCCUCA